This is a messenger RNA of Baudoinia panamericana UAMH 10762, 864 nucleotides long. RefSeq lists its product as uncharacterized. The transcript has 2 exons. NCBI's taxonomy places the organism in Eukaryota, Fungi, Ascomycota, Dothideomycetes, Mycosphaerellales, Teratosphaeriaceae. Gene Ontology annotation, cellular component: cytoplasm. Gene Ontology annotation, molecular function: palmitoyl-(protein) hydrolase activity; carboxylic ester hydrolase activity. Gene Ontology annotation, biological process: protein depalmitoylation. Bases 98 to 853 code for a protein of 251 amino acids. The record is from RefSeq and is a predicted model, not a curated record.
GGCAUACGCUCCCGCGAACAAAUCCUGAUAUGUUCGUACGUAAAUUAGUCAAUUGGCACUACAAGGCUCUGUAGCUCGGGCAACCGAGCAGCACUACAUGUCCAAAAUACAAUGGCUUCAUUCGAGCGGUUGCUUCUCCCUCGCACCGCAGGAUGAUAGCAACCACCGUUCUACCCUCAUCCUCCUGCACGGUCGUGGCAGCAACGCCGAAGAGUUCGCUCGGGAGUUCCUAGAAACGCAAGAUUCGUAUGGCCAGUUCUUGUACCAGCUGUUACCGGAGACCAAGGUCGUCUUCCCCGAAGCCAACGUUCUACCCUCCGAGCAGAUGGGAAUCGGUCUCCACCAGUGGUUCGACAUGUAUUCGACCGCCAACCCUCACGAGCACGAGAACGAGCAACUCAGUGCGCUACUAGGGUCAGCCAACCGCAUUGUUUCUAUCAUCCAUGAGGAAGCGCGCAUAGUUGGCUAUCAGCAUAUCAUCCUUGGUGGCAUAAGCCAAGGCUGCGCUACGGCCGUUUACGCAUUGCUUGGUCUGAACAGGCAGCUAGGUGGCUUUGUUGGGUUUGCAGGCUGGUUGCCACUGCCGGCCUAUACUCUCGAACAAUAUGCGCAGGCCACAGAAGCACUGCACACGCCCGCUUUGCUCGAGCAUUGUGAUGAUGAUGCCAUCAUCGCGAUGCGUUAUGGCGAGGAACUGCACGUUAAUCUCGAAGCUCUAGGUAUAAAGGUGGAAUGGAAAGCGUACGGAGACGGAGAUCAUUGGAUCAAUGAGCCGAAAGGCUUUGAAGACUUCGUAGAAUUUGUCAAGACGUGCUUGCAUGCCGGUAGCGUAAUCCCCAAGCUGGACGGGUAGGCGCCGCGUCU